Molecule: messenger RNA, 1685 nt
Organism: Oryza brachyantha (malo sina)
Lineage: Eukaryota; Viridiplantae; Streptophyta; Magnoliopsida; Poales; Poaceae
Product: sugar transporter ERD6-like 16
Exons: 18
Coding region: 1-1398 (465 amino acids)
Biological process (GO): carbohydrate transport; transmembrane transport
Cellular component (GO): membrane
Molecular function (GO): sugar transmembrane transporter activity
Source: RefSeq, a predicted model, not a curated record
AUGGCCGCUGCUCGGGGUGCCGGUGCCAGUGCCACGGCGGCGGCCCAGGGACAGGCGGAGGCGGAGGCGGAGGGGGGCUCCCUGUGGAUGGUUUUCCUCUCCACCGCGGUGGCCGUGUGCGGGUCCUUCGUGUUCGGCACCUGCGUGGGAUAUUCGGCGCCAGCACAAUCUGGGAUUGUGAACGAUUUUGGGCUCUCCAAUUCCGAGUACGGCGUAUUUGGGUCUGUGUUGACAAUUGGAGCAAUGAUGGGCGCUCUGACUAGCGGUCGCCUUGCAGACACUCUUGGGCGCAAAGUGACAAUGCGGUUGGCAGCAAUCAUUGGCAUUGUUGGUUGGUUUACCAUAUAUUUUGCCAAGGGUGCUACAAUGCUCUAUCUUGGAAGAAUCUUGCUCGGGUAUUGUACCGGAGUUCUUUCCUAUGUGGUGCCUGUGUUCAUAUCUGAAAUAGCACCGAAGGAUCUUCGAGGAGGCCUUGCAUCUUCAAAUCAGUUGUUCAUUUGCUCAGGAUGUUCAGCUGCUUACAUUAUUGGGGCACUUCUUUCAUGGCGGUCUUUGGUUCUAGUAGGCUUAGUGCCUUGUGCGUUCCUCCUUGUUGGGCUUCUCUUCAUUCCAGAGUCUCCUAGGUGGCUGGCCAAUACAGGGAGAGUGAAAGAAUUUCAAGCUUCAUUGCAAAAGCUUAGAGGGGAGAAUGCUGACAUAUCUGAAGAGGCUACUGAUAUUAGAGAAUAUAUUGAAUCACUUCGUAGCUUACCUAAGGCCAGGGUUCAAGAUUUGUUUCAGAGCAAAAAUAUGUAUGCAGUCAUUGUGGGUGUUGGACUGAUGGUCUUCCAGCAGCUGGGAGGAAUAAAUGCCUUGGGAUUUUAUACAAGCUAUAUCUUUUCGUCUGCAGGGUUUUCUGGAAAGCUUGGGACCACCUUGAUUGGAAUUUUUCAGAUUCCAAUCACCUUCUUUGGAGCCCUUCUGAUGGAUAGGAGUGGAAGAAGAGCACUUCUAUUGGUCUCUGCAUCUGGAACAUUUCUUGGCUGCUUUCUGACUGGACUAUCAUUCUACUUCAAGUUACAAGGACUGUACACACACCUGGUCCCAACACUGGCUCUUUAUGGCAUAUUGGUGUAUUAUGCUGCAUACUCAGUUGGAAUGGGACCUGUUCCUUGGGUUAUCAUGUCUGAGAUAUUCUCAAUUGAAAUAAAAGCAAUAGCCGGCAGCUUGGUAACCCUGGUCAGCUGGAUUGGUUCCUUCGCAAUUUCCUACUCAUUCAACUUCCUCAUGGAUUGGAACUCUGCAGGCACCUUCUUCCUGUUCUCUGCCGCGAGCUUGGUUACUGUGUUGUUCGUGGCAAGGUUAGUGCCUGAAACAAAAGGGAAGACACUCGAAGAGAUCCAAGAGUCGCUGACAUGACAGAUCAAGACAUUGAGCUUAGUGAUUUGGCAAAAAAUAAAGACAUUGAGCUUACUAAAUCCUAUUUAGUAACGGUCGCUAUCCUCUCGAACUAUUUGUAAAUCCUAUUUAGUAAUCGUCGCUAUCCUCUCGAAUUAUUUGUAAAGCCUAAAGAUAUGAUCUUGCCACUUGUAAACUCGUGUGUUUAUGCAGAACCCUACGUCGUUUCUGUAGUGCAUCAGUGCCUCUCGAUAUUAUGUACCAACAGUUCAACCCACUUCUGUUUUCUGUUGGCUUUUCCUUUAUUU